GGGGAGGGGAGGGGGGGGUCCGACUAUAACAAAAAAAAAAAAAAAUAUAACACACAUAUGCAUGCCCAGGCCGGUCAUAUGCCGAACCUAGGUAUUUUAGUAACCAUCUAGCUAUAUAUCUACACAUCUCAAAAUGCCUAUUUUACUUUUCCUGAUAGACACGUCCGCUUCUAUGAAUCAGCGCACUUAUUUGGGUACGACGUAUCUGGACAUUGCUAAAGGCGCGGUUGAGAUCUUUAUGAAGCUGCGUGCCCGAGACCCGGCUAGUAGAGGCGACAGGUACAUGCUAGUUACAUUUGAUGAUCCACCAUACGGAGUAAAGGCUGGCUGGAAAGAAAACCAUGCCACAUUCAUGAGUGAACUGAAGAACCUGCAGGCGUCCGGACUGACCACUCUGGGUAACGCUCUCCGAGCAGCCUUCGACCUGCUCAAUCUCAACAGAUUGGUCUCAGGCAUCGACAACUAUGGCCAGGGUCGGAACCCUUUUUUCCUGGAGCCGUCAGUCAUCAUCACCAUAACUGACGGGAACAAGUUAACGCACAGCUCUGGAGUGCCGGACGAGCUCCACCUGCCGCUCAACUCUCCGCUGCCAGGCAGUGAGCUGACCAAGGAGCCGUUCCGCUGGGACCAGCGGCUCUUCGCUCUGGUGCUGCGGCUGCCCGGGGCCGCCGUGCCCGACAGCGAGCAGCUCGGCAGCGUGCCCAGCGAUGAGUCCGCCAUCACCCAGAUGUGCGAGGUCACUGGAGGUCGGUCGUAUUGUGUUAGAACACAAAGGAUGCUCAACCAGUGUCUGGAGUCUCUUGUGCAGAAGGUCCUGAGUGGAGUUGUUAUUAAUUUUGAGAAAACCGGUCCAGAUCCACCUCCUGUAGGUGAAGAUGGUUUGGUGGAUCCAGCACGGCCGCUGUCGUCCUUCAGCCCUCAGCCUUGGCACAGCUGCCACAAGCUCAUCUACGUGCGGCCAAACCCCAAGACCGGUGUCCCUGUGGGCCACUGGCCCAUCCCUGAGUCCUUCUGGCCUGACCAGAACUCUCCCACCCUGCCUCCACGCUCUGCCCACCCAGUGGUACGCUUCUCCUGUGUCGACUGUGAACCCAUGGUGAUAGACAAGCUGCCCUUCGAUAAGUACGAGCUGGAACCCUCACCUCUCACCCAGUACAUCCUGGAGAGGAAAUCACCUCACAUGUGCUGGCAGGUGUUUGUGAACUGCAGCGGCAAACACAGUGACGUGGCCCAGCCGUUUGGCUACCUGAAAGCCAGCACCACUCUCACCUGCGUUAACCUAUUUGUCAUGCCUUACAACUACCCAGUCCUGUUGCCACUACUUGAUGACUUGUUUAAAGUGCACAAGCUGAAGCCAAACCUUAAGUGGCGACAGGCCUUCGAGAUCUAUCUGAAAUCUAUGCCUCCUUACUUUCUGCCGCCCUUAAAGAAGGCACUAAGGAUGAUGGGAGCUCCAAAUCUCAUCUCCGACAACAUGGACUGUGGCCUCAGUUACAGUGUCAUUUCCUACCUAAAGAAGCUCAGCCAGCAGGCUAAAAUAGAGUCGGACCGGAUGAUCGUGUCAGUUGGUAAGAAGCCCCCUCAGGAGACAGGCAUCAAGGUGAAGAAUCACUCAAGCACGCUGUCUUUGGCACACCGUCGCGACUUCAAACAGCUACUGCAGGGCAUCACUGGCGAGGUGCCCCUCCGACUCAAUGACGUCAACUUCAAAGAGUUCGCUGGCUUCCAGAUCGCUCUUCUCAACAAGGACGUAAAGCCCCAGGCCUAUCGGAAUGCUUAUGAUAUUCCACGGCAAAACCUUCUGGAUCAGGUCACACGGAUGCGCUCCAACCUUUUGAAGACUACACAGAAGCUCAUCAGAGGCCAAGAUGAAGAUUACCUGCAUAGUAUUCCUGUGGGUCAGAUGGGGAACUAUCAGGAAUAUUUGAAGAUGAUGCCAUCUCCUCUGCGUGAGAUUGACCCUGAUCAGCCCAAACGCUUGCACACGUUUGGAAACCCAUUCAAACAGGACAAGAAGGGAAUGAUGAUCGAUGAAGCAGAUGAGUUCGUUACAGGCCCUCAAAACAAGAAAAGAGCAAACCCCGGAGAACCCAGCUCAGGUUCAGCUCCAAAAAGGCGGAGGAGCAUGUCCCCUCUGCUACGCCGACCCCAGACUCCACCCAUCAUCACCAACCAUGUGUUAGGCAAGGGGCCAACGGUAGUUUCCAACCAACAUGGCCUCAUUAAACCCAUCCCGCUGCACAAAGGAGUGGAGGGGAACAGCGUAGUAGGUGGUACCGAGAGCAAUGGUGAGAGAGUGUUGAGUGCAGAUCCUGGAGAUGGCUGGUCUGAAGGUGUGGAUGGAGUGGGUGGAGGUACUACAACACUGUCCCUGGAAGAGAGAGCAGGAGCAGGUGUCACUGAUGGCGGAGAGGACAAAGCACCACUGGAGAACAGUUUGGGGGAGGACUGUGUAGAUGACAGGCCCUCCGACCGGCCACCAAACUGUGAGAGUUUAAGUCCUCCAGACCAAGAGACAGUGAUGGAUGGAAACGGAGCAGAUUCCUCUACACAGGCCACUAUCAUCAUGAUACCCCUGGAGGGAAGCAAUGCAGAGUUACGUACGCGGGUCAUCAAAGAGGUCCGAAAGCCUGGCCGCAAUUAUAAGGCAGUAUUCAGGCUGCUAGGGGAGGUGAAAGGGCCAGUGGCUGUGCAGAGGUACUUCAUUUAUCAUGCCAUCAAAGAAGCAGCCAGGUUUAAGAAGCGUGUACUGAUCCAGCAGUUGGAGUCUGCUCUGGAGGAGAUUGAGGAGAGGCAGAUGCUGCCAGCACAAGUGAACAAUGUCCAUGGCAGAUAGUGAAAUGUCCUUGCCCUCUAGAGAGGUGGCAGAGUGGAAGCAUUUAAAGAGAAGCUUGAGGAAGCAAAAUCUAGCUCAGUUCUUCUUUCAUGUCUCAGAUAGUUUUCACAUUAAAGAAGUUACAGAUUUUACAGCAUAAGAAGUUUUAAGUGGAACACACCUGUCCCUCAUCAUUUGACCGCACCAGGCAGUCCAUGAAUAUGCACUCUCAAGCAAAGGCAAGGUCACUGUGUUGUGAAAGAAUAGCUGAGGCCAUAUGAAGCAAUUAUGUCUGUCCACUGUUGUAGACAUCCGUACAUAGUUAUGAGUAGAGGACAGCAUAAGGGGUCUCUGGUGGGUAUGUGUAUGCAAGGAAAUACCAACAGCUCAUUAGGUUCACGAAUAUUUUAAACUACUUCAAACCAUCGUCAAGCCACUAUCCUAUUAUAGGCCACUUAAGAGCAAUAAUCUUGAUGCUGUCGGUCCGCCAAGAUCAGUUUUCCUACAUGCGUUCUUGGGAAUAACACAACUGUAGGUGUUACUCAAGUGUUCUUGAUGCAAGCUAAUGCUCGUUUGUUGCCAUCCAAACCAGAAUGUGUUGGUAUGAGAUCUGUGUAGGUGGUUUGUUUCUGUGUUUAUGGUAACUUGCAAUGUCUAGCAACACAACAGGACCAGUCCGUUUGAUAUGAAGAGCUUCACCAGGCCGUUCAAAUCAACAUGCAACAUAUCUUUUAAGCAAUAGGAUCCGAUGAACACUGGGAAACGUUGGUCAGUCCAGCUAUUGAACUCGGCCUGUUGGUCCAUCAGCCGGCCACACAAUGCCACUUUUAUUCAAACUGCAAGAAAAGUAUGUAGUUGUUCGGAAGGUCUACACCCACUCAGACUCCACCUGUUCCCCCCCAGAGCAGUUGCUAGACUGUCAUUGGCUUCUCUUCACAUGCAAAAGCUACCUUAGUGACCACAUUGUUGUUCAUUUUGUUUAUUUUUAAAAGCAGAUGUAUACAACUUUUUGAUGUUCAUAAAUAAUAUAGAUUA
Messenger RNA from Pygocentrus nattereri (red-bellied piranha), 3850 nucleotides. RefSeq names its product integrator complex subunit 6 like (gene ints6l). The transcript has 18 exons. The record is from RefSeq and is a predicted model, not a curated record. Gene Ontology annotation, biological process: snRNA 3'-end processing. Gene Ontology annotation, cellular component: integrator complex. The coding region runs from base 134 to 2836 and encodes 900 amino acids. NCBI's taxonomy places the organism in Eukaryota, Metazoa, Chordata, Actinopteri, Characiformes, Serrasalmidae.